Molecule: messenger RNA, 1497 nt
Organism: Tripterygium wilfordii
Lineage: Eukaryota; Viridiplantae; Streptophyta; Magnoliopsida; Celastrales; Celastraceae
Product: maspardin-like
Exons: 8
Coding region: 133-1356 (407 amino acids)
Source: RefSeq, a predicted model, not a curated record
UAUACUGCAAUAAAAUACAUAAAAGGAAAAUUAGAGGAAAAUUGACGAUUUCAGCGACUGAUUGAUCGUAACCUCGUAGGAGAUGUUCUUGUCGUGAGAUGGGGGUGUGAAUAGGCGCACCAGAAAUCAGCAAUGAAAGGCGUCUUCUCGGCGCCCGGAGAUUACGUAUACUUCAAGUCCCAGGUUCCUCUGCACAAGAUUCCUAUUGGCACAAAACAAUGGCGGUAUUAUGAUUUUGGUCCCAAGGUGGUUCCUCCACUUAUUUGUCUUCCUGCAAUAGCGGGGACAGCUGAGGUUUACUACAAACAGAUCAUGUCAUUGUCCAUGAAGGGGUAUCGGGUGAUUUCCAUUGAUAUUCCACGUGUAUGGAAUCAUCAUGAGUGGGUUGAAGCAUUUGAAAAGUUCUUGGAUGCUAUUGACGUUCACCAUAUACACCUUUAUGGUACCUCCCUGGGAGGCUUCCUAGCACAACUUUUUGCUCAGCAUCGUCCAAGGAGGGUUAAAUCAUUGAUACUCUCAAACACAUUUUUGGAUACGCGCAGUUUUGCCGCUGCAAUGCCUUGGGCUCCCGUUGUUAGUUGGACACCUUCUUUUUUGCUGAAGCGAUACGUCUUAACUGGAAUCCGUGACGGUCCUCAUGAACCAUUUAUUGCAGAUUCCGUUGACUUUGUUGUUUCUCAGGUUGAAACGCUCUCUAGAGAAGAUUUGGCAUCCAGGUUGACUUUGACAGUUGAUGUUGCUACAGUUGGUUCACUUCUGCUUUCAGAUUCAUUUAUCACCGUAAUGGAUACAAACGAUUAUUGUGCAACUCCUCAAGAACUGAAAGAUCAACUGAGUGAAAGGUAUCCUGGAGCAAGGCGAGCUUACUUGAAAACGGGAGGUGAUUUCCCAUUUCUUUCACGCUCAGAUGAAGUCAACUUACAUCUCCAGCUACACCUGAGGCGAGUUGGGGUAGAACCUCGGCCAGACUUGGUACGGGGCAUAUCGAAGGAUGGCUCCGGGGGUAGUCAGAGUGACAAAAAUCAGAAAAAGGAAGAUCCAGAUGAUCCUCCCCCCAAGGAUGAUAAGGAAAGUUCUGAAAGCGCGUCCAGUGAAAGCCAGUUACCUCCUGGUCCGGAAAGUUCCGAAUCUCACGGUACAGAAGAGCAGGUACUCAACAAUGCAAAAACUUCUGCCAUUGGUUAUGAAGAGAGAGUGAAGUUGCUUAAUGCAUUGAUGCAGAAAGAACAAAUCAGAAUCAGUAAAUUCCUUAUGCAAUUCACUUGGGGAAUCUUUCUUCCACAUUUGAUUGCUUCAAAUGUGGUUUUAUUGUACAGUAAUUCAACUUUUUGCUGGAAACGUGGACAAAUUGCAUGAAAUCAUCAAUUGUAUAUUGCCUUUUGGUUCCUUGUGUACGUACUUGAUGUAUACUGUUGUUGCAAAGAGUCUUCACAGAGGCUGCUGCUAUUGUUGAUUUAAAGGACCAAUUUAAAUGCUGACAUUCAUUGAUUCUCUGCA